This is a messenger RNA of Coregonus sp. 'balchen', 7099 nucleotides long. NCBI's taxonomy places the organism in Eukaryota, Metazoa, Chordata, Actinopteri, Salmoniformes, Salmonidae. The record is from the annotation of a GenBank genome assembly.
AGAAGAGAGAGAAAAGGAAGGAACAGUCAGUCAGGUAAAGGUGUUGGCGGCAGGCAGCGCCCAGUCUAUUGUCUAUCUACGCUGCCUAUUGUGAAUAUCCCUCAACCGAAUCUGGAAAAAAAGACACCGAUUUUUCUUCUUCGUUAAAACGGGUAAGUACGCUAGUUUGCAAUUAUUUACUUUCCAACUUCUCAGAGUGAAGAAGGCGACAGGCACGCGGAAAUAUUUAAAAUGUUCUUCUGGCAGUGGAGUAUGCCGUGUUUGCCAAAUGCUAGUCAAUAACUUACCUAAUAAAUCAGACCGUGAUACCACAAUCGGAAUCGAAAGGGGGUCACCUAACCUGUAUUUCAGUUAACAAAAUAAGAAAUGCUCUCAUUUUUACCACAAUCGUCCCUUUGAAAAGACAAAUAGUAUUAAUAAAUGCAAUCAUUCAGUCAUCCAUACACCAUUUCUCCACAUUAAAAGUAAAACAAAAAUACAGUUGACAUAAACAUAACAAUGCUCAUUAUUUCUAGCAGCUGUUUGAGGCAAAAAAAUCAUACUAUUUGGGAUUAUUUAAAAACCCAAUAUCAAAGAAGCUGUACUGGUAUUUAAAGGUAGACUCUGCGAUAUGACGUAAUGGAGAAAGUAAACAGCACAGUGGGUCAUGCUGCAUUCAAAACAACUGGGAACCUUGAAAUAUCAGACAUCAGUGUGUUCAAGACAAAUUGGAACUCGGGGGGGGAAAAAACGAGCUCCUAAUCGGAAAUAUCUUUUUUUAUGGUCAUCCAUGUCGAGAACUUGAGCCUCUUUCUAGAGCUCUGACUUUCCGACCUGAAGAACACUGACUUCAUAUAUUUUUUUUAGUUCCCAGUUGUCUUGAAAGCACCAUCAAUUUCACAACAACUAAAGGCUUCCCGUCAGUGGCGGCCACUGAUUGGCUGAAUAUUCGGGGGCGCAAGGUGGUUGGAGUCGUCAUUAAAGCUGGAUGACAGAAAUGUAACCAACAGUAUAAAUACACCUAUUUCACUUUUGCAUUUCAAAAGCCGAAUGACCACUGCUGCACAUGCUGCCUCUGUUUUGAACAGAUUAGAUUAUACCAAAGAUGGUACAGUAUCAGUUUAUCACUUUCACGACUUUGGAGUAAUAACAUGUUCAACUACUUAAGACAUUGGCUCGAAUCUAGGUUGUGCAUUUUUUGAUUUAGAGAAAAUUAACUAAGGAAGAAUUGUUCACUUCUCUCAUUGACUUCUCAAACGCAAGCGUUCCCGGAAGUCUCGCGAUGUUCCGCCUCUGGGUUUAGAAACUCUGUGAUUAUACUAUUUAGAAUGAGCAGCCAGCUUACAAAUGAACGAGUGCACCAGGAAAAAUGCAACAAGCAGCAUACAGAUGCAAUAAGUGAAAACACAUGAUCUAACUGGGGAUAGCUUGCUAACAUGAUGUCACAAAGCAUGGUGCGCUAGUCAGUUAACUUUCAUUCUGAAAGAACUGAAUAGUUAGUCCGAUAUUAGUAUAGAAAGACUUGAAAUUGGCAUGGGACCUAACUAGCUAGCAAGUUACCAGCUAGCUAGUUAGCUGCUUAUCGAAGGUAAAUAAGUGGUUAAUUUGACCAAAAGAUCAACAAAACUAUUUCUCAAUGAUUCUCAAUUACUGUAGCUGGCUAAUUAAUUUGAUCAUGCUUUGUGAUACACCCAUUUUUAUGCUGUUUUAGUGUAUACAACAUGUCGCCCUGUCAGUAGAACCUGAUGAUGAAAAACAUGGGGGGGGAACAAUUGGCCAUGCUUUUUUGUCCUACCAGAUCUGCGAUGAGAAGGUCCAGGUCCCUGGCAGUCACUGAGGAGCAGAGUGGGAACUGAACAGCUUGUUUUGAAACAUAUUUUUGAAAUGUACACAUUUACCGGGCUUUUGAGCAUUUAAAGCAUAAUCUGUGAAUUAUAUAAUAUUGUUUAAAAAAUAUAUAUAGUAACUUAUUUUUUUUUUACCAGUCACAAGUGGGCCGCAGCCCCUAAUGCCCUAAUGGGCGGGCCGCCGCUGUAUCCCAAUCUGAAACAGUUCGGAACAUAUAUUAUGACUACAUUUAGUGACAUUUUUCUUCGUUUUGGUCAUUUUUUGGGCUGUUCGGCAAUCCGAAGUUCGUAGCCGAAGUCUACGCCCCUUCAUCGGUCAUCAGUAGGGAUUCUUCAAUGAAGUGUUUGUCAUUCAAGGAGGAUGACUCGUUUUCAUGCACAUUUUCAUUGAGAAAUACUGCACCAAACAUCUUAGUUAGAUGUAAAAUUGCACGACUAAGAUAUCCUCUGCAAAAACGUCGAAAUUAAUGACAGAUUUUUCCCCAGACACCAGUCGUGGGGUCAAUACCAAGUGCAUUUGACUGCUUGGCAUAUUGUUUACCCAGUAAUUUAUGUGAACUGAUGUACAUGUAUUGUCUAAUCCUUUUCUGUACAGUGAGUGUGUUGUCCUUCAUGUGAUUGAAUCAAAUUCUGCUUACUGACAAUAGCAAUAUAAAGGUUGAGAAUUAAAUAAAUAAAUACACUGGAGACUGUAGUGAAGCUGACAUGCAAUCAAUUACCAUACAGUAAGAAUCUUUGGACUCCAUUUAAUCACAAUCUGUUACAAUUCCAUGUUGCACAAUCACAAAUAAUAAUGAGGAAGGUACAAGGGCACGAAGUAAUGGCGACAACAGAGCAUAUGCUGAAAAAACACCUAUGUUCUCAUUCUAGUAGCCUAUGCACUCACUACCUGGUUAUGAUCAACAUGGCCCAAGGAAUUAAUAUUCUGAUAAGGAAAUUAGAUACCAGCACAAGCUCUAACAUUUACAAGACUUGUUGAUCAUGUUCAGCUUCGUGUUGUCAUCGGCAACAACAAAGGCGAAUGCCAUGUCUGCCAUAGUCGCGUUUCCUAGAAACGGCAGAAGUUGACUGACUUGCUGUCGGUGCAUAUGUACCUCCCCUGACUUUACUCGUCGACGUCCGUCUACAGUCGACUACUUUGAGUUUACCACUCAAACGCGCCCAACCUGUGCUGCUCCUGGCAAUGUCAUUUCGCUGAGUCUACCUUUUAACUUUACGGUUGUUUUACUUAUUUUGCCGAAGGUUUAUCUUAAUUGGAUUAUUCAUAUUUGGGGGGGGGGGGGGGGGGAUUGACCAAGAAAUGUGUAAUAUAAACCCACUUAUCUCUGAUUUUCGAGUCAUUUAUAUUAUAUGGUUAAUCUGUGUUUUGUGCAAUCAUGUGACAGUAAGAUUGUAUCCUUAUAUCCAGAAAUGAGAAUUACACAAAUGAAAUAAAUUGUCUGAGGAUGGUGCUGGAACAUCUGACAUAAAAAGGGGACAGUUUGAUGAAAAAACUAAGUAAAGUUACAAAUCCAGGCAUGUCCCAUGAUUGCGCAAAACACAGGUCCCUAAUCAUGUCAGUGCAACUGCAUUGUAUUGUUUAAAUUUUUUCUUUAGGAAUUCCUGCAUGGAAAAACUCUGAUAUGCCUACAUAUGUUGCAGGGCUGGGUCAAUUCAAAUUCAAGGCAGUCAAUUCAGGAAGUAAACUUAAAAAACAAUUCAAAAUGUGAACUGCAUCUAUUUUCAAUGACUUCUCAAUAAACUGAGGAGUAGAAGCUAUAGUAUUUAUUUCAAACGUUUUUGAAUAUUACACUUAAAUCACUUCCUGACUUGAUUGCCUUCCAUUGUAAUUGACCCCAGCCCUGAUCUGCUGGUCCACAGCUCUCCUGGAUUAAAACAAGUCCUUCCUUAUUCUCUCUUACUAACAGAAUCAUGAUGAAAGAAGAGCUAGAAACGGCCAACCGGCCAGACAACACAGCCUUCACACAGCAGAGGCUCCCUGCUUGGCAGCCCAUGCUGUCGGCUGGUAUCGUCAUCCCUGGGUUUGUGCUCAUCGGCCUGGCAUUCAUUGGCAUAGGUGUUGCCCUCUUCAUCGCCUCCCAGAACAUCACAGUGCUGGAGGUAAGAGCAUAACUGGUCAAAAGUGACUCCUAGUUUCAGGACUUACGAUACCUUUAUUUACCAUUUGCAUAACAAUUUAUAUUGGCCAGUUGUAUGUUCUCAAUUUAGUUAUGAAGUUCAUCAACGUACCCUCAGAGUAGCUCUAUUUUUACUAGUUCAAAUUAGACACAGCCUGUUACUCUCUUUAGUUACUCGUGUACAUCUUCUACUUGAAUGUUACUCUUGCUAUCUGUUCAAGCUCGUUUACUAGCUAAUUCGGUCUUGGCAGGAUGAAGGUGAUAGUAUCUGGCACACAACACAAUGGAGGUGUGAGUUGUGGUUGUAUGGUGAUAGGUGCUGAUCAAUAUUUGAUGCAAGGCUUCAUGUUGACACAGAGGGAUUACACCGGAGUAGAGACCGUCUCGGACUGCUACAAGUGCUCUAACCCCAGCGUCAAGAACUGUACGUGCAAACUGGAUUUCUCUCUCUCCAAUCUGUUUGAGGUAACGUGCCAUCGGUACUCUCCUUCGCUUAUUUAAGUUAUCACAGUAAUGUGAGGUCUGCUCAUUACAUCUAGUACAGAGCUGGUUCUAACAAACUCUUUGUUCUUCAGGGUCCUGUGUUUUUCUACUAUGGUCUGUCCAACUACUUUCAGAGCCAACGUGCAUAUGGGGCUUCAAAAGAUGAAUACCAGCUCUCAGGAGAUCUUGACUACUUCAAGGUGAGAAGAUAUGUGAAUGUGUGGCAAAUUAUCUAAGAACAGCCUCAAAUGUUGUGACGGACAGCUAUCACCAACUGUUUUCCCCUCUUUCUUGCAGACACCUAAUUCUGCAUGCUCUCCCUAUCAGUAUGAUGCCAACAACAACCCAAUUGUGCCCUGUGGAUCAUUAGCAAACAGCAUGUUCAAUGGUACAAGGCCCAUAAUUCAUUAAUCGUAACUCUAGUAGAACGUUUUGUAACACGCUACACUUGGGGUAAAUGUUCUGUUCAACAUUGUCCAAUAAUUACAUCUCUGCAUUGUUUUUUUGAAAGACACCUUUAAGCUCUAUCAGAUGGUCAAUGGGACCAACAAGCUUGUUCCCUUUGAUGGAAAAGGAAUAGCAUGGUGGACUGACUACAACAUCAAAUACAGGAACCCAUCUGUUACCCCUCUAAAGAACGCAUUCAAUGGUAAUAAUUUCAAUCCAGAGACCAUGACAUUAAUGUAUACGGUGACAUCCUAAUUUGAGAUGCCUAAUCAUUAAUACCCUACAUCCACAUGUCUUAACACACUGACCUAGAAGUUGGAUGUUACAUUGACUUUCAUUUGCUUUCCUCACGUAGGUACUGUGAAGCCACCCUUUUGGUCCAAGCCGGCCUAUGAGCUGGACACCUCUGACCCAUCCAACAACGGCUUUGUGAACCAGGACUUCCUGGUGUGGAUGAGAAGGGCUGCCCUGCCAGACUUCAGGAAGCUGUAUCGACGAAUCACAGAGGGCGACUACGCCAGUGGCCUACCUGCAGGGAACUACUCCCUUGAAAUCGCCUACAGUAUCCUUCAUUACAAUAUGUAUAGGUCUAUGGAAAUGUCAAUAAGUCAGUGGGAGUGUGUGAAGGGGCGCAGGCUUUAUGAAGCGUGGGUUCGAUUCCCACGGGAGGCCAGUAUGAAAACAAAAAAUUGUAUACACUCACUAACUCUGGAUAAGAGCGUCUGCUAAAUGACUAAAAUGUAAUGUUCUGUUAUUAUGUACGGAAUGACAGAUGAUUCAAACAUUACAAUGUCAUGUUAUGUAAUUCAAUAAUCACUCCCGUAAAUUCAUAAGCGCUUAUUUCAUUCUAAUCCAAUUGUCAUUUCCACUCACUCAUUCAUCAGAGAGAACAUUAACUGCAUUUUGAUGCUAUUACUCCAGCUAAAUACAGACAACUGUAAUAAUGUGUUUUUUACUCUGCUCGGAGUGACUUGUAUUCCACUCCCAUGGGGCUAGUGUCUCGUGUUACAACAGUUUAUUGCUCAAUGGUUUACCCCUGCAUUUCAGCUCAACUGGUCUUACCAGUUAGGUGGGACUCUGCUUUUCAAACAGAAGAGAAUGGGAGACAAUACUACCAUGACGUGGUAGUUCUUGGGCCUUGGAAAAAAGCAGAUGCUAGGGAAAGAGUACAUUUUUCGAUGCAAAUAUUGCCAACGGUGUCUAAUUUGUAUGGUCACUCUCAAAUGACACUCUUCUAUGUCCUGUUCGACCUUAACACACUCCUUCUCCAGACUAUCCCGUGUUGAGCUUUGGCGGAAGGAAGAAGGUGGUCUUCAGCAACGUGUCCUGGAUGGGCGGAAAGAACCAGUUCUUGGGCAUCGCAUACCUGGUGGUUGGAUCUCUGUGUGUUGUCAUGUCGAUGGUCAUGCUCAUUGUGUAUGCCAAGUUCAAGUUCCCUGAGGAUGAUAAAUGAUCGGGCUCCAUUUUCUGAUGUUGGUGGAAGGUCACUCAUAUGUAUGUGUUCUUAGAGUACAGUUUCUGACCUGACAUUUUAGUGGUCAGUCAUUGGCUGGGUAAAUUAAUCACUUUAAAUGACUUGAUUAUACUGCCAUGUCUGUCCAAUUUUGCAUCUCAUUGAGAGAAUUAUGAUUUAGUGGGAGAGUUGAUUGAGGGCUCUUUGCAUAGUUCAUUAAGGAUUUUAGUUAAGAGGUGAGUGAGGUCAAGUUGGACAUUUUAAAGUCUAAAAGCGGUGUAAUUUGAUACUAAUAGGAUACUCUGGGAAAAGCUGCAUUUGAAUCUUCUUGUAUAGUUUAAGACCUUAGGAUGAAAAAGCCAUUCAUAAAAACCUAUUUCUGUUGCAUUACAUCACAUUGGUAACUGCAACUUUUAUCAUGGGCCAUAAAAGCCCAAUCUGUUCAAACUGUUUGUUAUAGAUUUCUGAAAACUAGAGGAUAAUUUACAAACGUGGAGUGAUCGUUCUUUUUUGACAGGACAUGUAAGCCAUAGAAUUGUAUUGCCAUUCGGUAUUGGAUAAAAAUGUAGAAUUGAUGUAUCUGAAAUGUUUUGCUGUAACCAUUUAUAAUGGGAAUAUGUCUCAGGGCUGUAUAGACUGCACAUAACUGAACAUCCUCUUUUUAAAAAUGUUGUUUUUAUUGCAGUAUGUUUCUUGUAAUGCAAUUUUGAAAAUUCAUUGAUGGUGAAUUUUCAUUGAAGUUGUUUUAAUAAAUGCACAACUUGAGGAAUUAA